Messenger RNA from Eremothecium gossypii ATCC 10895, 921 nucleotides. RefSeq names its product TFIIH complex serine/threonine-protein kinase subunit KIN28 (gene KIN28). Gene Ontology annotation, cellular component: transcription factor TFIIK complex; transcription factor TFIIH holo complex; nucleus. The transcript is spliced from 2 exons. Gene Ontology annotation, biological process: positive regulation of transcription by RNA polymerase II; protein phosphorylation. The record is from RefSeq and is marked provisional. Bases 1 to 921 code for a protein of 306 amino acids. Gene Ontology annotation, molecular function: ATP binding; RNA polymerase II CTD heptapeptide repeat kinase activity; cyclin-dependent protein serine/threonine kinase activity. Lineage: Eukaryota; Fungi; Ascomycota; Saccharomycetes; Saccharomycetales; Saccharomycetaceae.
AUGACCGCUGUUAACUAUACCAAAGAGAAGAAGGUUGGUGAGGGUACGUAUGCCGUGGUGUAUCUCGGGCAUCGUCAGACCGACGGCAGGCAGAUAGCCAUCAAAGAGAUCAAAACGUCGCAAUUCAAGGAUGGGCUGGACAUGUCGGCCAUCCGCGAGGUCAAGUAUCUGCAGGAAAUACGGCACGCAAACGUGAUCGAGCUGGUGGACCUGUUCAUGGCGCAGGAAAACCUGAACCUGGUGCUGGAGUUCCUGCCCGCAGACCUCGAGAUGCUCAUUAAAGACAGCUCGCUGCUGUUCACACAGGCGGACAUCAAGUCAUGGCUGCUGAUGACGCUGCGGGGCGUGCACCACUGCCACCGCAGCUUCAUCCUGCACCGCGACCUGAAGCCCAACAACUUGCUACUUGCGCCGGAUGGCCAGCUAAAGAUCGCAGAUUUCGGGCUUGCGCGUACACUGGCGGCGCCGCACGAGUUCAUGACCUCGAACGUGGUGACGCGCUGGUACCGCGCACCUGAGCUAUUGUUCGGCGCGCGCCACUACACGGCUGCUGUAGACUUGUGGUCUGUGGGCGUGAUAUUUGCCGAGCUGAUGCUGCGGAUUCCGUACCUGCCAGGCCGUGACGAUGUGGAUCAGAUCGACGUCACGUUCCGUGCGCUGGGCACACCUACGGACAAGGACUGGCCUGAGGUCUCGUCCUUCAGCGCGUACAACAAGAUCCAGGUAUACCCGCCUCCGUCGCGCAGCGAGCUGCGCAGCCGCUUCAUCGCUGCAACUGAGAAUGCCCUCGACCUGAUGUGCGGUAUGCUGACGAUGGACCCGCACAAACGGUGGGACACGACUCGUUGCCUGCUCAGUCAGUAUUUUGUAGAGCUUCCGGAGGCGACACCUCCUACGGAACUUCCAAAACUAAAUAAGUAA